CUUUUUUUCUCCCCUCCAUCACAGCCUGCAGCCAAAGAAGCCAGCAGCGUCGGGGAUCGUGGACCUUGACGUGCCUCAGUGCCAUCUCGACACUCCAGCUAUCCUUGUGCGUAGAAUUACAGCCUCGCCGGCCUUUGCUCAUCGCUUGGCGUACUUUUUUUGCCCUUGCGUAGUUUCUUUCUAUUCUUCAUUCUUCUGCCUGUCGGCCCGAGUGUUGCCGUCACCAGCAGCCCUCUUGUCGGCCUGCGUCUCUCCGCCGUGUUUGCACUCGAGCCAUUGGAUUGUCGCCGCAACCAUCGCCUGUCAAUCGACACGACCGUCGCCGGUUGACAGCACUUUCGCGCGAUCGCGUCUAGAUCGACGUUGUCACUGGCCCGCGCCGCUCAGACCCUUCACCGCCCGCCUUGUCGCGACAGCCCGCUGCCAACCGCAUCGCGAUGGCGAACCAUCACCCAUCACCCACAAUGAUGCAGAUGCAGCAUCAAGCACCUCCGCCUGUGGCGCCGCCUCAGAAUGUCCAGCCAAACCACUUUAACCCAUCGCACCAGAUUGCGGCCAUGAACGAGGCCGUCUGGUUGCAGAUUGGAAGCUUCUCUGAGCUGCUGCGAGUGCCCGAAGAAGCAAUGCACGCCUACGAGCGAGCCCUCCAGGCGAAUCCUAACUCGACCGCCGCGAUGAGCGCGAUUGGAAUGCUCCUCAAGGGGCGCGAGGCGUUUGACAAGGCUCUCGAGUUCUUCCGAGCCAUCGUCCAGCUCGACCAAAACAACGGUGAAGCAUGGGGCAAUCUCGGCCACUGUUACUUGAUGACCGAAAAUCUACAAAAGGCGUACGAUGCCUACCAACAGGCUCUCGUCAACCUAAGAGAUCCCAAGGAUCCUAUGCUGUGGUACGGGAUCGGAAUCCUGUAUGAUAGAUACGGGAGCUACGAUUAUGCCGAGGAAGCCUUCUCCCAAGUCAUGACGAUCCAACCCGACUUUGAGAAGGCCAAUGAAAUCUACUUCCGACUGGGCAUCAUAUACAAGCAGCAGUCCAAGUUCCAGCAAAGCUUGGAGUGCUUCAAAUACAUCGUCAAUUCCCCGCCGGGGCCCCUUACCCAGGAAGACAUCUGGUUCCAGAUUGGCCACGUGCACGAACAGCAGAAAGACUUCGACGGCGCCAAGUCCGCCUACCAGCGGGUGUUGGACCAAUCGCCGAAUCACGCCAAAGUUCUGCAGCAGUUGGGCUGGCUGUACCACCAACAAAGCCCAGCAUAUGAUUCCCAAGAACGCGGUAUCCAGUAUCUCGAGAAGUCUGUCGCGGCAGACAACCAAGAUGCGCAAAGCUGGUAUCUUUUGGGUCGUUGCUACAUGUCCCAACAGAAAUAUCCCAAGGCAUACGAGGCCUACCAACAGGCUGUGUACCGCGAUGGGAAGAAUCCUACCUUCUGGUGCUCGAUCGGUGUGCUCUAUUACCAGAUCAACCAGUACCGAGACGCACUGGACGCGUACUCACGGGCUAUUCGCCUCAACCCGUACAUAUCCGAGGUUUGGUAUGACUUGGGUACUCUGUACGAAUCAUGCAACAACCAGAUUGCCGACGCCCUAGAUGCCUACCAAAGGGCAGCAGAACUGGAUCCAGGCAACCCGCACAUCAAGGCUCGCCUUCAGCUUCUCCGAUCUGGCGGCACUAAUGGUGGUCCGCCGCCUGCAGCUCCUCAGCCCGCUGAUAUGCACCCCUCAACGUACCAGACCGGCCCUACAGGUCCUCCUCAAUGGGGCGGAUCUACGCAGCAGCAAUCCGCUGGCCCCCCUGCUGCCACUCAGGCGGCUGGCGAGAGCUGGGCCGGCAGGCUGUCAAACGUGAACCCGCCGCCUCAGCCCCCUAACCCCUACGAGAGCAGGGGCGAGCCUUUCCGUGGUGGUCCAGCACCGCCUCUCCGACAGCCCAGCCCUCCUCCGCAGGAGCCGCCGUCACGCCAGCCAUAUCCCGAGAUCAACAGACCAGGCCCAUCCCGUCGUGGCCCUUCGCCGCCGCCGGCUCAUCAGUAUGCCCAGCCUCUCCCUCCGCCGCCUCCCCAGUCCCAACCUCCGGCCCCCGCGCCGGCUGAGCGACGAGUUCUCAACCCUAACUGGGGCGGUGCGACGCCUUCGGCAUCGGCACCUCCCAACAACCCGAAUGCUGGCAACCCGCCUCCGAACGGCAUGACCCCGUUCCGACCCGCCAGUAGCCCGCGUACCGACGGCCGUCCUCCGAUCCAUGACAACCGCAUGCCAUCCCCCAAGUCGGCCUACCCGCAGCACCCGGCUCCCCCUCCCCCUCACUAUGCUCACCACCAGGAGUUGCCCCCUCAGAGCGCUCCUGAAAACAACGCGCAACCGCCUCCUCCCCCUCCACCGCCUGCGCCGAUUUCUGAGCCACCUGCCCAGCGCAUGGAGGAUCGACCUUCGUCUGUAGGACCAAAGAGGCAUCGGGAAUGGGAAGAGGAGCCCGUGGCCAAGAAGCCUGCCAACGAAGAGACGCGUGCCCGGCUUGGUGAUAUGCAACAUCGCAGACCGUCCACCCCUCCACCUGCCCGUGAUGCGUAUCGCCGCAACUCGUCCGAGGCUCGCCGAACGGAAGAGCAGCGUCGCCCCGAAGAGCCCAGGAGGCCUGACGAGCCGCGCCACAAGGCAGAGAGCUAUCACCCAUCCGAGGCUGCUCACCACACACAGAACCAUAGUGUGAGCUCCAACCACCUGCCACCUAUGCAGCCAGGAGCAGGCCCCAUGACUGGCGUCGUCCACGAAAAGCCCAACCCUCCUGUUGUCCCAAAGGAAGAGCCUCGGGCUGAGCAGGCUUCGACAGCUCGCCCAGCACCCCCGCCUGCCUCUGAACCCGAACGUGCUGCCAGGAAAAUGGACGUGGACGAGGACUAUGACGACAGCGGAGAGGACGAGAAAAAGGCAGUGCUCACCAACGGCUCUGGGCCCUCCGCAGCUUCAAGCGACCUGAAAGCCCCGAACUCCUCUGCCAACGUCAAUGUGGCAUCUGGCCCUGCGCCUAAGUCUGAGUAGGACAUCUUUGUGACACAGCAGAGGACAUGUUUGUUUUACGGGCGUCUUGGGAGACGGCGGCUUUUCGUCUUGGAGUGACUUGCCCCCACGUUUUUCCUUCUGGUUUUUGUUUUCCCUUUUGCUAUAUAUCAUACUUCCAUUCCCGGCCUUAUUACCUAGUACUUAGCUGCUUUUUUUGUUUUGGGCUGACGUGACGGACGGCAAGGGGGAACCGGAUCAUGGGUUUUGGCUAAAACAAACUGUCGCCAGGGAGCGUUUUCCGUAUGAUACUUGUAGUCGUCUCG
Messenger RNA from Trichoderma citrinoviride, 3316 nucleotides. RefSeq names its product TPR-like protein. Gene Ontology annotation, molecular function: chromatin DNA binding; protein binding; RNA polymerase II cis-regulatory region sequence-specific DNA binding. The record is from RefSeq and is a predicted model, not a curated record. Gene Ontology annotation, biological process: regulation of gene expression. Lineage: Eukaryota; Fungi; Ascomycota; Sordariomycetes; Hypocreales; Hypocreaceae. Bases 438 to 3032 code for a protein of 864 amino acids. The transcript has 9 exons.